Messenger RNA from Rhizophagus irregularis DAOM 181602=DAOM 197198, 536 nucleotides. The record is from RefSeq and is a predicted model, not a curated record. Lineage: Eukaryota; Fungi; Glomeromycota; Glomeromycetes; Glomerales; Glomeraceae.
ACGACGCAUCCAAUAUUGAAUAGUAUCACGCAAUCCUUCAUCAUACCGUAAUACUUUGCUAUGGCAAAGUAGCGCCAUCGUCGAUGACGAGCAAAUCGACCAUCUUUAAGUGAAACAAAAAAAGGAAUGGAAAUUGGAUCAUUCGAUAUAUUAAUAAAACAACAAUUAGAACCUGUCUGGUAUCGUGUCAGCUCAAAAACUAAGUUGAUAGUUAAUGAUUUAACUACUCUAAGAAAUUACUUGGUUAGUUAUGAUUGCGUAUCAUUUAAUAGUUUUUUAGAAACCAUUAUUACAAGUCAAACUCCCACUUCUGCUUUAUCACAACAACAACAAUCUCCUUGGUUAUCUUUGGAUGCUGGAAAUACGAUUUUUAGUGUGCGAAAAGACGUGUAUUCGUUCGUACAUCAACUACAAAUCCUACAGAUAAUACUCUAAAAAAAUUCCUAUCCGACAUAUCCGACAUCAAAAUUACCUCAGGGUAUACAAACUUCAGAAAUGGAAUUUAUUGGCAGAAAUAUUACGAGAGAUCGAAUCAG